Cyclocybe aegerita is the source of this 1797-nucleotide messenger RNA. The record is from the annotation of a GenBank genome assembly. NCBI's taxonomy places the organism in Eukaryota, Fungi, Basidiomycota, Agaricomycetes, Agaricales, Hemipholiotaceae.
AUGACAGAGCAAGGACGCCUCGGUUCGACGCGGGUUGCCGAUGACGCUCGUUCAACUCAAUCCACCAUGGACAGCGGCCGGUCCACAACCACCUUCAUCACUGUCGCGGCCGUCACUGUCGCGGUCGGCUUCGCCGCGUAUGCUGUGUAUUUUGACUACAGGCGCAGGAACGACACCGAGUUCCGUCGGAAGCUGAAAAAGGAGAAGAAACGCGUCCAGAAGUCGGUGGCACAGAACAAAGAGAGCGAAAUCUCUGCAUCGACGAGUGGAAUCACUCCUGCCGCUCUUCGAGAGGCACUCCAGCAGGUCAAAAAUGAGGAGACUCCAAAGACACCCGAGGAGAAGGAGACAUACUUCAUGGCUCAGGUCGGACUCGGUGAACAGCUUGCUGCUCAAGGUCCCGCGUACUACCUUCCGGCUGCAAUGGCCUUCUACCGUGCCCUCCGGGUGUACCCUUCACCGGUCGAGCUCAUUGUAAUUUACCAGAAGACCAUCACCGAAUCCGUGUUCAAGUUGGUCAUGGAUAUGACGAACCUCGACGUCGCUAUCCGAAUUGAAGCAUACUACGAUUUCUUCCCCCCCAAACGAACCAAUGUCUCUGUUGUCAUGCGUGAGGCGACGGCAGGACAAGCUCCCCGGCACGUUCUGAUUGUCAACAAAGACUUCGCUGCCGGAGAAGUCGUCUACAAGGAAUUCCCUGUUGUCGCCGCUCUCGACUCUGAUCUCCAGUCCAAAGGAACAUAUUGUGGCCAAUGUCUCCGACCCAUCGAGCCAGAAAUGUCACUUUCAAUCAAAGACGCGAGCACCAGCUCGUUCUCUCAAACAUACUGCUCGAAGGCCUGCCUGCUCGUCGCCAAGAAAUCGCACAACGUUCUUUUCACCUUAGACUCACCACUGCCACCCGAGAUCCCCUCUCUACCGCCGAGGCCUGAACAGCUUGAGGCCCGCAAGGGGGCUCAAGCCAAGUUCGCUGCCUACCUCGAGAAGGAAGGUCGUUCCGUUCCCCUCCUCGUCGCCCGGUUCAUUGCCAGGCAAGUCGGGAUCGAGACGGAAAAAUUAGUUGAGGCGACAAAUCCCGGUGCGAAGGGGAUCACACCCGCUGAGCAAGACUUCACGGACUCGGACAACAUGGUCGAUGGGUAUAGUUUGACGGAUCACAUUGAGCGAUUCAGGUACCUCGAGGCGAAGCCGAACCCAGAGGAGAAGUCUCUUUUGGCGGAGGUCCUGAACCACGCCCUCCCUGGUCUGGAAGAAUUUGUCACGGAGGAGAAGCACACAGUCCUCGCUGGUAAGAUGUCGUACAACGUGUUCGGUGUCUGUUAUGGUGGAGGACGUGAUGACAAGCCCGAACCUACCGCUCGUCCAGAAGUCCUCGAGCGAACUCGUACACCCUACGGCACUCAGCGUCAAAUUGGCAGUGCCCUCUACACUGUCUCCUCCUACCUUGCACACUCUUGCGUGCCCUCUGCCCGCCCCUCAUUCAGCUCCGGCACCUCCGAGAUCUCCAUCAUCGCCAAUCGCGACCUGAAGAAGGGUGACGAAUUGACAAUCGCCUUCGUCGACGUCACACAGCACCCCGGAGAAGCCGUCGUGGAAGCUCGCAGGCGCCGGCGGUUUGAGAUCGCGAGAGGGUGGGGGUUUGCGUGCCAGUGCGAGCGGUGUGCGGAGGAGGCAAAGUCGAUGAGCAUGGAGGAGAAGGCAGCUGCAAGUCCUGACCAGGUGGACCAAAGCAAGUUGGAGAACGCGGUCAAGAAUUAUGGCAAGCCCCGAGCUCAGACGAACGAAGAGGUUGAGUAA